AUGAGUGUGGAUCAGUUGAUCGAUCAAAGUUCUCGCGACUUUGAGCAAGUUCGAAGUUUGUUCGCCUCCCAACGACUGGUGCUGAGUGGUCGCGCUGAGCCGGGUAUGUCAAUUUUUUCGAGAUAUUUUGGGAUUUUAGAGUUUUAUUUGAGUUUCUUUAUUGGAUCACGUGAUUUGCUGCCUAAUCGCUGUUGUUUUGUUUGUCAAAAGGUGAAUCACAACGUCUAUUUUUGAAAAAUUAUGGAUAAUAUGGACGUUUUGCUUUGUUUACAUUGGAAAUGAGGAUUUAUUUUGGGAGAAAUUUUUGAAAUAGAAAGUUUUAGGGUUUUGAAUUUAAAAUCGGGCUUUAUUUUUGCUAUUAUUUGUUUUUUAGACUAGACAGCUGAUUGGCUCAUUUUUGAAGUGUUACCUAAAAUUUUUUAAUUUGUGUCAAUAUUAAUGAAUAUUCUUACAUUUUAUCAUUUAAACUAAACAUUAUUUAUCAUUUUAAAUAAGAAAUGAGGAUAUUUUGUCUGAGGAACAACUUAUUUUACGUUGCUCUUCAAUCUCGCUCAAAAUAAUUACCUAAAAUUUUUAGGUAAUGUUCCGAAGAGCGCAUCGAAUGGAUUGAGAGGUGUUUCAAAAAAAGUGUCACCAUCGUUGCCUCGAAGGCCGUCGGAUCUGCCGCCGUUGCCAAGAAAGCCAGUGUUACCUAAAAAACCGUCGUUGCCUUCUAAAGCUGACUUUUCAUUGUUGGAUUCUGGAGAUCGGAAGUCUGGGGAUAAAAACCUUGGAGGUGGUGGCUUGAAUUCAAGUCCUGGAGUUGUUAAAAGUCAGAUUCAAAAUUCUACGGCUUCAGAAGGCCGGAUUCAGGAUUUGACGUCGUCACGAUCUGGUUGUCAGGAUUCUACUGCUUCAGAAGCCAGAACUUUUUAUUCUCCAGCUUCAAAAGGGCAGAUUCAAGAUUCUACAGCUUCAGAAGGUCACCAGCAAUCAUCUGUACCAUUAAACGGUCGUGUUUUACCUGUACCAUCAAAAGCUCAAAGUGUACCAUCGUUACCACCUUCAUUACCGUCAAAGCCUUCAGAAUCUUUGGUCAAAUCAACAUCGUCAAAACUGGGGAUUUAUCUGAAUUCAUCAGUCAGAUCUGUGGCCAAGAAACUUGACAGUCAGUUGAGGUAGGAUAUAAUAAUAUGACAUAUUACUAUAUUAUAUUAGGUAACAAGUUAGGUUGUAAUAUAUAGCCAAAAUAAGUUAGAACACAGUGGAAGAUAAGUUGGAGCAUAGUGUGAAUAUACUUCCAAAUACCAACUGUUUUAAUCUUCCAAAAACUGCGUUUUUGGAGGUAGCUCACCAUGUAUAAUAUCGUCUGGGUGCUCUAUUUGUUUUGCGAUUUACUUCGACGAGUUUCGGACGUUUAAGGGCGCUUAUUUUUUGUUAUGUUUUCACUUUUCAUAACUGUACACAGGGCGGUAAAAGUACAAUAUAACGAUUUUUUGGUUGGGGGUGGUGGGAGGGGGGGGUAGAGAUUUGUUUGUGUGGGAGCGGAGGAGGGUAAAACUUUUUUUUGGUUAUUAGUGGGUUUUAAGUGAACAGAGAGCAAGUUAAAUUUUUAAAAAAGUUCUGACAGUAAGCGGGCGGGGUAAAUUUACGGAUUGGCUUUGCGGGGUGGAUCCACUCGCUCCUGCCAAAACCCUAACUAGUUUGGCUUUACUGCCACUUUUACUUCAAGUAGAUGGUACUAUUGGUAAUUAUGAAAGGAUUAACUCAAUUUUAAUCAAAAAAUCGGGGUUCGUUCCUGAUUUCAAACGAGCAUAAAUUAUGUUUGACGCUGUCACGAGAAGAGGUGAUAAAGUAAAUACAAUUGUAUGCACAAAACGAACGAAUAUUAGGUGUUUUUUGGGAAAAAAUAUUUGAUUUUCGCAUGCGAAUAUUGAUUUGCUGCCAAUUUUUAAAAUGCUUGAAGAGUGGUACAUUAAACUGCUGGAUUUCUUAAGGUAAAUUUGUUUUUUUUAGGUAAUACAGAUGAUAAGGUUUUGAUUAAAAAUGAAUUUUGAUUAGGCUUCAGCUUAUUAUUGAUGUGUAGGUUUAGGCUUAGGCUUAUUAGGCUUAGGCUUAGUUGGUUUAGGCUUAGUAGAGUUAGGCUUAGUAGGCUUAGGUUUAGCAGGCUGAUGCUUAGUAGGCUUAGUCUUAGUAAGCUUAGGCUUAGUAGGCUUAGGCUUAGAAGGCUUAGGCUUAGCAGGCAUAGUCUUAGUAAGCAUGGGCUUAGUUGGCUUAGGAUUAGUAGGCUUAGGCUUAGUAGGCUUUUGUUUAGUAGGCUUAGGAUUUGUAGAAUUAGGCUUAGUAGGCUUAGGCUUAUUAGGCUUAGGCUUAGUAGGCUUAGGCUUAGUAGGCUUAGGUUUAGUAGGCUUAGGCUUAGUAGGCUUAGGCUUAGUAGGCUUAGCAGGCUUAGGCUUAGUAGGCUUACGCUCCGUAGACUUAGACUUAUGCUUAGUAGGCAUCGUCUUUGGAGGCUUAGUAGACUUAUACUUUGUAUGGUUAGGCCUUGAAAAUAAAAUUCUAUGAACUUUUAGACUAAAGAAUUAAAUUUAAAAAGUUUGUUUUGAAUUAAAAAAUGAUCAACGUCAUAAAUCUUGACCUCGUCAUGUUAGCAGCCUAUUUUUCAAUCAUUUUUAUUUUCACGUUCAAGCUCGAACUGAAGGGAGCCAUUUCCCAUCACUUUCAAUCAAAACCUAUCAAAAACAUAUUUCUUCUUUGACUUUUUUGCUUUUUCAGCCAUCUCACUGGUAAUAUGUUACCUUCGAUCUUGGUCGAGAACGGCGAAAGUGGCCCUAAUUUGAGUAUGGUACAUAAUAUUACUAGUGGUGGUAAUGUAGAUGGUGAACGUGGUACUGAUGGUAGUACUAAAGAUGGACUAAAUGGCACUAGUUCAUCGAAAAAUGAGGCAGAUACAACGGAAGAUAUUGUUGUAAAUGACAAAACACCAGAUAGUGUACCAAAUUUACCAUCUUUAUCGGUCGCUGAUACAACCAAGGAUUUAGAAGAUUCAGAAUCUGAUUACGAAGAAGUUUUCGAAGAGUUUCCAUCAAGGAAAAACAGUGUUACAGGCAGAACAAAACAGCUACAUUCGAGUAUUAUGGAGGAAAUGAAGACCAAAGGAAUCUUGAGGAAGUUGUCUACUGUACAGUAAGUUUUUGGGGUUUUUGAAAGUUUUUGGGGACCUUGUUAAUAGGUUUUGUAGAACAUUCAAUUUUGUGUAUUUACUGAAAAUUUGGUGGGUAUAUGGAUAGUUCUGGCAGAGAUAUGAGUGUUUGAAAAUGUCGAAAAUUCAAAAAAGUUCGAAUUUGGUUGGAUUUUGGUGACAUUUUUUAUCAUAACUUUUUCGAAAAUGUAGCUACAAACUAAAAACUUUGUCGAACUGUGGCUUUUUAUAGUAGUCAAAUACCGAAAUAAAAAAAUAUUUCAAUUUUUAAAAUUUUCUUGAAUUUUUAGAAUAAAAUGUUCACAUUUACUAAACUUAUGCCAAUUUCAAAUUUUAUGGCUUACUAAACGCAUUUUUAACAUAAAUUCAUGCCCAACCCAUUUUCAGGCCGAUAUUGUCUCCAGAUGUUGGUCGAAUGCGGCCGCAAAGCUCGAAAAUCAACCGAACGGCCCAGAAUUGGUGCAAAAGUGAACCACCAGUACCAUUGAAGACGGAAUCAUUCGACGGAGGCAAAGAUCGGAGACUAACACAACAAUUUUUGAGUGUCACUAGUAAAAGUAGGAUUGGGUAGGUCUUUGAAUGUCACUAGUAAAAAUAGGAUUGGGUAAGUUUUUGAGUGUCAUUAGUAAAAAUAGGAUGGAUAGUUUUAAUUAUGAAAUGUGUUUUUAGCUGUCCAUCAAUACUGGAGUCAUCUCCAAGUACGUCGACUUUGUCAGAAGAUGUCGAUCUGGAGAUAUUCGAAUACAAUGUUGAAGGUGAAAAAGAGGUAAUAUAUUUGAAUUAUCGUUAGGGAAAAGUGUAAUUCUACGAACUUUUGGACCGAAAAAUGAAAUUCUAAGAACCUUUGGACAAAAAAAUUAUAUUUUGAAAUUUAAUACCUAAAGGUCUAAUUUUGAUAAUUUUUCUGACUGAAAUUGCAAUUCUAAGAACCUUUGGACCUGAAAAUGAAAUUAUACGAAAUUUCGAACUAAAAAAUGAAAUUUUAUUCCUAAAGAUCUAAUUUUUAAAAAUUUUUGGGUUAAAAAUGCAAUUCUAUGGACUUUUUGACCGAAAAGUGAAUUUCUAAGAACUUUAGAUCCAAAAAAUGAAAUUUUGAACUUUUAUACCUAAAGAUCUAAUUUUGAUAACUUUUCGGGCUAAAAAUGCAAUUCUACAAACUUUUGGACCGAAAAAUGAAUUUCUGAGAACUAUUGGACCAGAAAAUCAUUUUUUUUAUUUUAAAUUUUUUUGAAAUUUUUUAAAAUUUUAGCGACACCGCCUAAAAGACCUACACGGACUGAUUCACGAAUUCUACAAAAUGCAAAAGAACUACGUCGAGUUACUACGCAACAUUGCCGUUUAUUUUCCAAAUUACAUCGACGGAUUUAUUCGAAGAACGAAUCGACAAGCCUUGACACCGCCGACCGAUGGUCGACCACACGUUUUGGAGCGGCUGGCUCGACAUCUGAAUUUGAUCUUGAAUGUUCACCAAGUGUUUUUGACAGAGUUUGGGCAGAAGUAUCAGAAAUGGUAGGAAAUUAGUGUUUUAAAAUUUAAUUAGGACUGGGCGGGUCUUUUUGUUGUCUGGGAGUGGUAAUUUUUUUAAUUUUUGGGAGGGGGUGGGGGGACAUUGUCGUUAAUAUUUCUUUUGGGAUUGAGGCUUGCCUUUUUUUACUUUUACUGCUAUUAGGUUGUUCUAAUAAUUCUCCGCUCUCAGAGCGAAUUUUUAAGGUUAGGGAGCGCAAAAUUAUUUGAACAACAAUACUUUUGACUUUACUAUCUGAUCUCCAAUCUACAUUUCCCCCCCCCCCUAAGAUGAAGAACUUAAUAAUGUCAUAAACAACCUUUUCAGGGACUCCAGAUACCCAGACUUUGCUUCCGUUUUCCUGAAACUAGCCGACUACCUCAAGAUCUGUAGCGAGUUUCUAAAAGAAAAACAGUCGAUUUGCGAGGAACUUACCAAAGCCCUGGAAGACAACCGCGACCUCGCCCAUGUGACAAAACUUUUUGAAGAUGAAGUACUGAAUGCUCAGAACAAUGCCGACCAGUUCAGUUCAAACCCAUCCUUAAACUCAUUCACACCUCGAGGCAUAUCACUGGUUAUGCAUCUGGAUGGGGUACAUCAGAAUGUGGUACGAUACAAUUUGCUCAUGGAACGGUACAAAAAGUUGUUGCCGGACGAUAUCGAGGAGUAUCAGGUGGCUGAUAGUAAGUUGUUUGCGGGCGGUUUUGAGGGUAGAAGCUUGGUUUUAGGAGGUGGUGUUGAAGAACAUUUUGGUCUAGGGUGUGGUAUUGAAGAAAAUUGGAAUAUUGGGGGUGGUAUUGAAGAACAAUGGGAUCUUGGGGGUGGUAUUGAAGAACAUUUUGGUCUAGGGGGUGGUAUUGAAGAACAUUGGUAUAUUGGGGGUGGUAUUGAAGAACAAUGGGAUCUUGGGGGUGGUAUUGAAGAACAUUUUGGUCUAGGGGGUGGUAUUGAAGAACAUUGGUAUAUUGGGGGUGGUAUUGAAGAACAAUGGGAUCUUGGGGGUGGUAUUGAAGAACAUUGGUAUAUUGGGGGUGGUAUUGAAGAACAAUGGGAUCUUGGGGGUGGUAUUGAAGAACAUUUUGGUCUAGGGGGUGGUAUUGAAGAACAUUGGUAUAUUGGGGGUGGUAUUGAAGAACAAUGGGAUCUUGGGGGUGGUAUUGAAGAACAUUUUGGUCUAGGGGGUGGUAUUGAAGAACAUUGGUAUAUUGGGGGUGGUAUUGAAGAACAAUGGGAUCUUGGGGGUGGUAUUGAAGAACAUUUUGGUCUAGGGGGUGGUAUUGAAGAACAUUGAGGUCUUGGGGGUGGUAUUGAAGAACAAUGGGAUCUUGGGGGUGGUAUUGAAGAACAUUUUGGUCUAGGGGUGGUUUUGAAGAACAUUUUGGUCUAGGGGGUGGUAUUGAAGAACAUUGAGGUCUUGGGGGUGGUAUUGAAGAACAUUGGGGACUAGAGGGUGGUAUGGCUGAAAAGUACUGGUUUCAGGGGGGGGUGUGGCUAGUGUGGUAAGAAUAACAAAUUUAUUUCAUUUUUUCAGAAGCCCUAACUAAACUGAAGUCAAUUUCCGAAGCCAUAAACGUCCGCUUGGCCGAUGCAGAUUCGAAUCGAAAAAUGAUGGAUCUUCAUCGCAAAUUACAAGGCUGUUUUGACGUUUUUGCUCCAGGGAGACGGCUGGUUUACGAAAGUCGACUAAUGAAACAAAGCCGAAGGGAACUUCAGGAACGGCAUUUGGUUUUGGUAAGGAUUUGUGCUAAAACUUUGUUUACAAAACGGAAAAUGGCAAUAACUUUCUUUACUAAACAAAAAAUGGCAAUAACUUUUUUUACAAAACCAAAAAUGGCAAAAUCCUCCUUCAUGAAACAAAGUAGCAAGAACUUUCUUUACUAACCUAAAAAUGCCAAAAACUUUCUUUACAAAACAAGAAAUCGCAAUAAUUUUCUUUACAAAGCCCAUUUUCAGUUCACGGACUACCUCCUGAUCUGUCGCUACUCUCUGGGAUCAGAUUACUUUGACACUCAGCGAAUUUACCGCAUCCCGGUGGAACAGCUCCGAAUUCACGUCGAAGAUCACGCCGACUACGACCGUGAAUUCGCCGUGAUCAAUCCGAAAAAGUCGCACGUUUUCAUAUGCAAAUCGCGGAACGAACGUGACCAAUGGAUGAAACACCUGGACCGGUCCAUAAGUUCGUGGAAAACCAUGCGAAAAGAACGCCGCGCCCGAUCCGAAUAUCAACCGGAUCCAAGGUUAUCGACCAUCGAAUCAACGGCUUCGACUCCGGUGGCCGAAGACCCGGUGAAGGAUGCGUUGUGGAUACCUGAUAACAAGGCCACAAAGUGUCUGAUGAAUGGGUGCGAGUCGAAAUUCAGUGUUGUGUUGAGAAGACAUCACUGCCGAAAUUGUGGAUGGGUAAGGAUUGGUCGAAAAGUUUGUAGAAAUGAGGGUUUUUAGUUUAUUUUGUAUUGUAAAUACAGAUUUUGAAAAAAAAUUGAGAGUGUACCAGUGGUCACUAGAGGUACCAAGUGUACCAUUUUUUAAUUUUAACUAAAAUUUCACAUUUUCAGCUGAUUUGCCGCCGCUGUGUAGGCUACGCGCCCGUCCGUGCAAAGCAGUACGAGUCGGUGAAGGUGUGCCCGGAGUGUUUCGACCGUUUAUGGCUCGACUUCUUCAAUCUACGCCUUUUCCCCCUCGAAAUGGUCCAAAUCGCCAAACCCACCCUCCUUACCCAAAUGAUGACCAAUCCCGGCCUAGCCGUCCAAAACACCAUCGGCUCGGUCUGGAACUACCCAUCCGUACCAGAAGAGCCGGAAUAUCACCACGAGGAGCUGGUCAAAAUAUUCAGGGCCGAUCCCCUCGACGACAGCAUUCGCAUCAUGUACGAUAACGGCCGGAGAGCGGAACGGCCGAAAGAUCUAUUCAAACCGCCACAAAACCAACAUUUGCGACGAGUGAUGGCACCACUGACCGAACAGGAAAUGGUACUGGUCACAGGACGAGUACUGUUGAGAAAACGAGGCGAAGAAAGCGUGAAAUGGGCAAGGUUUCACCAAAGCUUCUUCCUCAACUUUUACGACGCUGAAUUUGUGAGUUUUGCUUAGGUUCUACGAAAUUUUGGACCGGAAAGUACAAAAUCUUAAAUUUUGGUGAUAACUGCUGUUUAUGAGGUUUUUGGGUCGAAAAAAGAAAAUUCUAAGGAUUUUUGGACCAAAAAAUAAAUUCUGGGAACUUUUGGACCGUAAAAUGAGAUUCUAAAAACUUUUGGACUAAAAAAUAGUUUUUAAAAAAAAUCUUUUAAAUAUUUUUAACGUUUCAUUCCAGGACAAUCAACCGGUCGAAUCGUACCUAAUACUCGGAUUCAGUUUGGAAGUCAAAGAUGCGGAGAACGGAGGCUCAAUAUUCGUACUGGAACAUCAGAACCAGAUCAAAACCGACCGAAAAUCAAUUCAUAUUGAAUUCCGGAUAGAGAACAGCAAAGCGGUCGAUAAAUGGCAGGAAGUCCUCGAACAACACCUACCAAAACCCGACUCUGGUUAA
This is a messenger RNA of Bursaphelenchus okinawaensis, 8210 nucleotides long. Lineage: Eukaryota; Metazoa; Nematoda; Chromadorea; Rhabditida; Aphelenchoididae. The record is from the annotation of a GenBank genome assembly.